AUGUCAAAUCAACCACGGACACAACGAGAUAUCCCUACAACGCCCCAAGAGACGCCAUUCGGCCUGUUUCUGUGGGGUGGUAGGGAAAAGUUCGACAGACGGAAAGCAAUCCUGGAAGCAUUCCUCAACAAUCCAAUAUUCUCCAAGAAAACCGUGAAUACUCCGUCGCUAGCACGCAAAGAUGCAUGGACGCGGGCAGCUCUGCAGUCAAGAGAGCUCAUCAGGCUCAAAUUGAAACAUGACUGGCCGCACAGACAGCUCAUGGAAGCCAUCAGAUAUACCGACAACAUGCUGCCUGUACAGCCUCAAUUCAGAAUAUUCAUGUCGAAUAUAGAAAGGCAAAUGUCUGACGAACAGAAAGCGAUCUGGGUACCGAGAGCAGAGAGGUUCGAAAUCUUUGGUUCUUACUCACAGACCGAGUUGGGUCAUGGUUCCAACGUCAAGGGGAUCGAGACAACUUCGACGUUCGAUCCAGCCACUGACGAAUUCAUCAUCAACUCUCCAACAAUAAGCAGCACAAAGUACUGGAUCGGUGCCACCGGUAUAUGGGCAACUCAUUCCAUCGUGGUGGCGCGAUUAAUUAUAAAUGGCAAGGAGUAUGGAAACCACCUCUUUCUCACUCAGCUUAGGGACCUAAACACCCAGGAGCUCAUGCCGGGAGUCGAAAUAUACGAAUUGGGCCCGAAGGUGUUUCAGGGCAUGCUGGGCACUGAUAACGGUGCCUUGCGAUUCCAUAAUGUUCGGAUUCCAAGGACGCAAAUGCUUGCCAGGAAUGCUCAAGUGCUGCAAGACGGGACUUACGUUGCUCCCAAGAACACCAAGCAUUCAUAUGGGUCCAUGGUGACGGUUCGAGCCCUCAUGGCCGAGAUAACUGGUUGGGACUUGUUGAAAGCUGUGGCGGUUGCAUAUCAUUACACAACCUUCCGACGUCAGUUCGAUCGUGACCAGACCGGAGAAGAGAAACCUGUAUUCAGCUAUGCCAGCGUGCAAUAUAGGCUGUUGCCUUUGCUCGCGCAGGCAAGCGCGCUUGUAUUGGUAGGGCAGAAUAUCAAGCGAGCUUAUGACACGUACACGGAGCAGUACCUCAAAACUAACGACACUUCCGAGCUCGAGGAUUUGCAUUUGCAGACAGUGGGUGCAAAAGUCUAUUCGACAGAGAUCACCGGUCAUGGCAUUGAGACAUGCCGUAUUGCUUGCGGAGGGCACGGGUAUAAUGCCUUAUCUGGCUUCGGACGCAUGUACGCCAAUUCAAUCAACGCCGUGACAUACGAAGGGGACAAUUAUGUCGUUGCUCAACAGGUUCCAAGGGCAAUUGUGAAGCAUUUCAAGGCGAAGACAGAGUCGUCCUUGUUCAGCUUAUCGUACCUCUCUUUCCUGCGCCAAAAAGAGCCACCGAAGCCGAUCGACGUUCAUAAAGAAGAGGACUGGCUUCACAGAGACCUCCAACGCUUCGUCCUCGAACAGAGGCUGGUGGUCCUCGUACAGAACCACAUGGAUGAUACGAAUGCCGGCAAUGAUACCAGCUUUUCAACCCACGCUCUUACCAUGGCUCACGGUGAUUUCGUGUACUGGAAAGGUUUCUGGGAUGUCAUUGAUCGGAAUAGAAAUGCCGAGUUUCUACCGUCUCUCAUUGCUCUGGCACAAGUGUUUUCGUUAUCAAUCCUCCAGAAUGCUCAUCUGAUUCUCACGCCGCCCCUGUCGCUGACUCAACGACAACGAAAACUACUCGCCCAGGCGUAUCGGACUGCAAUCGGUGACCUAGCCGAAAACCAUGUAUCCAAGAUCAUUGAUGCGUAUGGUUUCACGGAGUACGAACUGGAUAGUGCGCUUGCUCGAGCUAACCAGACGCCCUACGAAGCAUUGCUCGAUGAAGCCAGGAAGAGCGAGAUGAACAACAUGCAACAUCUCUGGUCGAUGAUGGUUGAUACAAGACAGCUAUGGAGGACAGUCGAGGCAGAGAAGCGGAGAGAACAACAGGCGAAGCUGUAG
Messenger RNA from Exophiala xenobiotica, 1989 nucleotides. RefSeq lists its product as uncharacterized. Lineage: Eukaryota; Fungi; Ascomycota; Eurotiomycetes; Chaetothyriales; Herpotrichiellaceae. The transcript is spliced from 5 exons. Gene Ontology annotation, cellular component: peroxisome. The coding region runs from base 1 to 1989 and encodes 662 amino acids. The record is from RefSeq and is a predicted model, not a curated record. Gene Ontology annotation, biological process: fatty acid beta-oxidation using acyl-CoA oxidase; lipid homeostasis. Gene Ontology annotation, molecular function: FAD binding; acyl-CoA oxidase activity; fatty acid binding.